Molecule: messenger RNA, 1962 nt
Organism: Mercurialis annua (annual mercury)
Lineage: Eukaryota; Viridiplantae; Streptophyta; Magnoliopsida; Malpighiales; Euphorbiaceae
Product: probable indole-3-acetic acid-amido synthetase GH3.1
Exons: 3
Coding region: 37-1824 (595 amino acids)
Cellular component (GO): cytoplasm
Molecular function (GO): acid-amino acid ligase activity
Source: RefSeq, a predicted model, not a curated record
UCAUCUAUAUAUUAAUAUCAAUAUAACAUACUAACAAUGGCGGUGGAUUCUCCACUUGGUCCACCUGCAUGUGAAAAAGAUGCAAAAGCUCUUCAACUUCUUGAAGAAUUGACAAGAAAUGUGGAUUCAGUUCAAGAAAAGCUUCUUGCUGAAAUUCUCAGCAGUAAUUCAGAAACUGAAUAUUUUAAAAGAUUCAAUCUGAAUGGAGCAACUGAUCGUGAAAGUUUUAAAUCCAAAGUUCCGGUUGUUGCUUAUGAAGAUCUUAAACCUGAUAUUCAACGUAUUGCUAAUGGUGACCGCUCUAACAUCUUCUCUCCACACCCGAUUACGGAGAUUCUCACUAGCUCUGGAACUUCUGCUGGUGAGACAAAGUUGAUCCCUAUAAUCCAUGGAGACUUGGACCGUCGCGCGUUAUUCCGCAGUUUUCUCAUGCCCAUCAUGAAUCUCUAUGUGCCUGGUUUGGACAAAGGGAAGGGUAUGUAUUUCUUGUUUGUGAGGUCAGAAACAAAAACAAAGGGAGGGUUAUUGGCUCGUCCAGCACUUACAAGCUACUACAAAAGCGAGCACUUCAAGAACAGGCCAUUUGAUCCGAACAAUGAUAACACUAGCCCGAACGAGGCCAUUCUUUGCUCGGAUGCUUUCCAAAGCAUGUACGCUCAAAUGCUUUGCGGCCUUAUUAUGCGCCAAGAAGUUCUUCGAGCUGGAGCAAUGUUUGCUUCUGGGUUUCUUCAAGCCAUUCGGUUUCUUCAACUCAAUUGGAUGCAAUUAGCAGAUGAUAUUUGCACUGGUACGUUAAACCCUAAAGUUACGGACUCAUCAAUUAGAGAAUGCAUGGCAAAAAUCUUGAAAUCAAAUAAAGAACUGGCAGAGUUCAUUACGAAAGAAUGCUCAGAUAAGAAUUGGAAAGGUAUCAUAGCAAGAAUUUGGCCUAAUAUGAUAUACCCAGAUGUUAUCAUUACCGGCACGAUGGCUCAAUAUAUACCGACUCUUGAAUAUUAUAGUAACGGUUUGCCUAUAGCUUGCACCUCAUACGGGUCUUCCGAAUGCUUCUUUGGUGUUAACCUUAAACCAAUGGUGAAACCAUCCGAAGUUUCUUACACAAUAUUGCCAAACAUGGCUUACUUUGAAUUCUUACCGCACGAACAGUCAUCUUCUUCGGCUCUUUCUCGCGAUUCUCCUCCACGUCUUGUGGAUCUUGCCGAUGUUGAAGUUGGUAAGGAAUAUGAGCUUGUUAUCACUACUUACGCCUGUUUAAACCGAUACAGAGUAGGAGAUAUACUUCGGGUCACUGGUUUCUACAAUGCAGCUCCACAUUUUAAAUUCAUGAAAAGAAAAAAUGUAUUACUAAGUGUCGAUUUAGAUAAAACUGAUGAAUCUGAGUUGCAGAAAGCCAUCGAAACUGCUUCAUUAUUGCUGGGUGAAUACAAUACUUCUGUGGAGGAGUACACUAGUUGUAUUGAAACAAAACUAAUUCCAGGUCAUUAUGUGAUAUACUGGGAAUUGCUUGUGAAAGAUUUAGCUAACUCGCCAACUGAGGAAGUAUUGAGCCAGUGCUGUUUAGCAAUGGAAGAGUCAUUUAACUCGGUUUACAGACAAUUGCGAGCUGCUGGCAACUCAAUUGGGCCAUUGGAGAUAAGAAUAGUGAGGAAUGGUACUUUUGAAAAAUUAAUGGAUUACGCAAUUUCAAGGGGGGCAUCAAUUGGGCAGUAUAAAGUACCAAGAUGUGUUAGCCUUACUCCUAUUUUGGAACUGUUGGAUUCAAGAGUUGUCUCCAAGCAUUUUAGUCCAUCUUUGCCACAUUGGACCCCGGAACGACGUCGUUGAAUCGAUACUGAGAAGUGAGAAAUGUCGAUCUUCUUUGCAUCUUUUGAAAUUGUCCUCCUUCCUGUUGCCUUUUUUUUUAUUUGCAAUUGUUUGUGAUAAUCUAUGUAGUGGGCGUGAUGUUACUCUCCAUUUGAUGUU